AUGGCGAAUACUCAACAUAUUCAACAGCCCUCGCUCAAGUCCUUCAUUCUCAAUGUCACACAGCUGAUCAUGGUCUGCGGACAAGGGCUCCUACUCCUGAGUGCUCCCGUGGCAAAUGCCCGUGCCCCAGGAGCAAGAAGAUUACCCAGGUCAUAUACGGAUCUCAAAAUACCCUUCAAACCGCCGUCGUCGCCCUCUUUUCUAUCAUUACCCGACAUCAACACUGCCAGCACAUCCAACCCAGCUAGACGCUUUGAUUACUGCGCGAUGGCCGCGGAAGAGUCCAAUGCCAACAACGGUACUAUCCCUUACAAGGCCGCCAAAGGAUGCUACGAGAUGUUUGACUUUGACCCCAAGGUCAGAGACCAGACUGUUCAAAGUGUCCGAGCCAACCUGGAGUCGUUCUACGUCUUUUACGACAUUGCAAUGGACGACUACAGCUUCCAUGCCGCAUUGGCAACACAGAUCUCUCAACUGCAGGACCCACACACGACCUACAAGAGCAUGUGCUACCAACAGUUCCUGUUCAUCCAACCCCUUUCAACUUACGGUGUCUACGAGGACGGACGGAACCAGGUCAAGGUCGCCACGGUCCUUAACAAACUCGAUCCUCGCCUCACUACAUCGCUGGUCGAUUGUGAAGUUACUCAUAUCGACGAUCAACCAGCAUUCGAUGUGGUGACCAAGUUUGCAGCAACAAAGUCAUACUCCAAGGAUCGAGGUGUUCGUCUCAACAAAGCAUUCUCGUAUCUCGCCCACGACAGGACAGGAAGCGCCUAUGAUCGAUACGCACUCGGCACCUUUGCCCAGCGCACAAAAGUCCCCCCCAACGCCACAAUCGAAUACAAGAUCGACUGCAGCGCCAAACGAUCCAAAUCUACCCCCGAGGAAAAGCCCAUCCAAACAACCAUGGUCCUCGCCUGGUCUGCACUCGACGCCACCAUGCUCCCUUACGACGACGCCCCCUCAUACCGCCGCCAGUUCUGUUCCCAAGACUCGAUCCAGACCGUCAAGAAGUUUGUCCUCGACUCUGCCAAUGCUGACGAUUUCGGAUCCGUCAAGACUGAGCUCCACAACGGCCGUAAAAAAUCGAGGGAGCUCUACCGCGGGUCUUAUGCGUCGUUCCACAUGCUGAGCGACGGUAUCACGGCUGUUUUUCGACUCGGGACUGAAUCGCCCAACAAGCAGGGGAACUACAAGGCGAGAUUGGGAUUUUAUAAGAACAUCGACAAUGGGUUUGCUGCGAUGGAGGCUGCGGGAGCGAAGAAGUUGAUCAUUGAUCUUCAGAACAACUCUGGUGGUAUUAUUUGCUGGGGCCGCUAUGUUCUCCAGACGCUCUUCCCCAACACCGUCGAUUCGCCUUACAUCUAUAGCCUCCGCGCCUCGCCCCUUGCUCAAGUACUGGCCAAAGCAACCUUCUUGUACGAACAGGACAUGGCUUCACCCUAUGCGGGUCUCGUCGAUCCAGCGACAGGCGAGGAGGUGACGGACGAUUCGUGGAUGAACCCAGGUGAUAAGCUACAGGGGCGCGAGGGGACGUUUAGCAAGAAGGUCACCGAUAGGUUCUGUGUUGCUGUGGAUGAUAUCAAGGGUGCAGCAGACGAGGCUUUAUUCGAACCAGAGGACAUGUUGAUUCUGACGAACGGUUAUUGUGGAUCGACAUGUGCGGUUCUGGCGCUGCAGCUUCACGAACGCUAUGGAGUGCGGACAGUCGCUGUUGGUGGUCAUCACGGACAGUCCAUGGCGUUCACAUCCUUCCCCGGCGGCGCUGUUCAAGCCAACAACACUCUUUGGGUCCAGCGUGUCCAAAAGGUGUUCAAUUCCAUGCCGAUCCUUGACCGGGACCCACUGCUCGAACCUCUUCUACCACAGUCCCUCCCUGCCAACGGUCAAUUGGCAUUCACUCUCCGCCAGAUCAUGAGUGCAAGCAACGAGGCUCAGGUGUCAGAGUACAUGCGUAUCCCGAGUGAGUUCCGGAUGGAUUACACUUCCGCACGCUUCCGCAUGCCGUCUGUUCUUUGGGAGGAUGUUCGGGAGGAGGUCUGGGGGAUGCCAGGUUCGUCAGAGUCGACUGAGGACGAGACUGAGGACGAAAAGUCGUCGGUACCCAAGGAGAUGAUCGAAGAAGGAGAGGAUCCCACAGGACAAGACCAAGGGGAAGGCGAGGUUGGUGAAGAAGAGGAUGAUGAACUUGAGCGUGGCGCCGAAGAGGCCGACCGCGAGGACCUUGAAUGGUUGCAAGGGUUUGAAUCUCAGUCCAAGUGA
This is a messenger RNA of Linnemannia hyalina, 2265 nucleotides long. Lineage: Eukaryota; Fungi; Mortierellomycota; Mortierellomycetes; Mortierellales; Mortierellaceae. The record is from the annotation of a GenBank genome assembly.